UGUUCCUUUCUCUGGGAUUUUUAUAUAAAUAGACAUGAGAAAAAUAAUUAUGCUACAUUAUAAGAAUGAGAUAGACUUUCCACAAGUGUCACAUGUAAUCCUCAAUAACAUGAGUAAAAUACGGAUGUGAAUGCUCUGGGUCUCAAUUUACUAACGUUACAGUACAGACCUUCCACUGUUUGUAGGCCCCAAUGUUAAGUCUUUGUGUCUAGCUAAUGGACAGUCAACGCAUACCAGAUGAUGAUGAUUAAAGUUUGUUGAUUGAAGCGACAUCUGCUUUUGAGCUGUUCCUCUUUCAAAAUGCAGUUCAAGAGCUACAUCAAGAUUUUGAUCUAAAUAUUACAAACUUGUCUUCUCAAACAUUCAACUUUAUAGAGUUACACAUGUAAACACUCAGCUAAUUGAAAAUGAAACAUGAAACAAGUGAUGGAGGUACUUUGUACGUUUGGUGGAAUGCAGAUGGUUCCUAUCUAUGUUUCAAAAUACAGAGCAGCGCUGCCCAAGAGGAAGUCUAGUAUUGUGGUUUCCAUAUAUCUCUAAAAGUCCAAACAUAAUCUCAUGAUCUACAGUAUCACAAAGACCAUCUCUUGCUUUGGAGGAAACUGCUGGUAGGUCCAUUCUCCUUUCAAAUAGAGCUAGAAAGCAGGUAUGAAGGUACGUGUUCAGGUACACUUCUGCUAGAAGUUUGUUUUAUGCCUUUUGAUUAAUGGGUAUUUAUCAGCAUUUUAUGGAUGUACAUGUACCUUGAAGCUGCCAAAGGGGUGUUAAAGGACUUGGUAUUUAAGUAUUACAAAACAUAAUGUUUAAAAUGCCAUUAUGAGGCUCAUUGUUGUAAAAUAAUGGAUCCCUAUCUCAAUGAAACAAGACAUGCUGGUUUAUAAUGACAAAUUAAGUUGUCAGUCUUUAUAGUCAUGGGUUACACGACCUGAAGUGCAGAAUAAAGUAUUUAGUGCCAUCUAGUGGUUGAACAUUUACAGGGUCAACUCACCCAUGUUACACAAAUCAUACUGACACCAAGGAAUGCUUUUAGCUUUUGUUUUCUUUUAAUACAAAUAAAUGUCGAUAUAUGCAAAAAAUGAUGGUAUGUAGUACCUCAGGCCAGAAUGUCAGGAUUACUAUAUCCUAAAAUAUCCUGAAUAAAUUAGACCAGAAGCUGCGUACCAGCUUGGACAAGAAGGAAGUAGCCUGAGUUAAGAUGGAAGAAUCAAAUCAGGGUAUUACAUGUCAUCUAACAAAUAGACAGCAAAGCAGAUCCAAAAGAUGAUUAGAUCAGAUUUCUCGCCACUUCUCCAGCUCUUCAUCCCACGCAUCCUGCGCGUGAGGCCUUGGCUCCAACCCCAAUCAGGGCUGGUCCUUCAGCAUGUUGCGCGCAUGCGCAACGUGCGUAAUGCCAUGUUUUGAUGUUGUAAUCUGUCAAUGAUUGCGUCCAUAAAGCAACUGGUCUUUUUUACUACAAGGAAACUAUUCAGACCAUUUUAUAAUAGUUUUUUUUUCUCCAUUUUCUACUACUGUAGUGACACUUUUUUACGCUCUUUUUUAAAAACUCGCUUCUUAAAAAUGUUCCUCCACUCCAUUAAGAACUUAAACAUCAAUUUUAACGAUGUAAAAUGGACGGGUAGGUUCUCCAGUGGUGACCUGAUAACGGGACACGUCUCCUUCGACCUCUCAAAGGAGACGAACAUCACUUUGAUAGAGGUGGCAAUGGCAGGGAAGGCGAACGUCCACUGGUCCACGGGGGGAGGCGGGGGUGGGAAGCGAAGAAGAAAUCGGAGACACUACGCGGCGAAACUGGACUUCUUCAACUUCAAGAGCGUGAUCGUGCAGCGGAACAGCGCCACAGGAGGGGCGGCCAAACUGCAGCCGGGCACGCACGUGUAUCCGUUUACCUGUCAGCUCCCACACGGAGACUUCCCAUCCACCUUCCAUGGAGUUUGUGGACAAAUACUGUACACCCUGACAGUGAGCAUCCACAGGCCGUGGCAUAUGACCAAGGAUUUUGUGACAGAGUUGAACUUUGUCAACCGCAUUAAUACAAAUCAGCCACAGUUGCAGGCUCCUCUCUCGGGCUCCAACUCCAUGACGCUGUGCUGCCUCUGGUGUGUCUCUGGUCCCAUCGCCAUGACAGUCAGUGUAGAGAAGAAAGCUUUCAUCCCUGGUGAAACUGUGAAAGUCAUUUGCGACUUCAGCAACGCUUCCUCUCGAACCGCUACUCCCAAGGUGGUGCUGCAGCAGAAACAGAUUUGCUACGCCAACAACAAGCGCAACAAGAGAAUGGUUGUCAAAAACCUAGUGUGUGUCACCGGUCAGCCCGUCGUUGCUCACGCCUCCGACGUUCACGCUAGGAUCCUGCUCCCUGUUCCCGUGUUAGCAUCGCUCACCAUUUCCAACUGCAGCAUCAUCGACGUGGACUACUUUAUUGAGGUGAGCCUCAGUGUGAGAGCGGCAUACGACCUCACGGUGCUGUUUCCCAUCAUUGUGUGUGACGCCCUUGUUAAUGCUCAACCUCUUCUUUAUUUGCACAAGGUGGAGGAUGAAACAUUUCCGUAUUCAAAGUCACGUUGAAAUCCCGUAAGAA
Molecule: messenger RNA, 2575 nt
Organism: Pungitius pungitius (ninespine stickleback)
Lineage: Eukaryota; Metazoa; Chordata; Actinopteri; Perciformes; Gasterosteidae
Product: arrestin domain-containing protein 3-like
Exons: 7
Coding region: 1417-2562 (381 amino acids)
Biological process (GO): protein transport
Cellular component (GO): plasma membrane; cytoplasm
Source: RefSeq, a predicted model, not a curated record